GAUUUGCCUGUCUUGGUGUGGCAGCCUGGCAGGUCUAGAUGCUGGGCAGCAGUUACAUACAAACACGCAAAAGGCAAGCAGGCACGCAGGAUCGGAAGGAGCAGGUGGGUAAUGGGUAUUGUUCACUAGCCACCAGCCACUUGCCUCACCUUUCCUUCCCAAACCUGCUUUAACUUGGUUCUGAAAGAAGCAUGGGUGCGUACCUGCCUCGUUCGAAUCGUGGCUAGUGCCAUGGUUCCUCUCUCCUCCUAAGUAUAAGAAGGACACUUCUUCCGCUCAGUUUCCAUUCCUCAUUCACAUCAACAAAAUCUCAACAAACUCACUUCCACACCUACAACCACAAACUUCAAACAAAUCUUUCAAACCCCCACCUCAAAACAAAACUCCAUCAACAUGUCUGACAGUCUCCGCAAAGGUGUUGGCGAGCAAGUCUCCGAGAAGAUCACUCCCGACUCCCAGAAGUCCACCACCACCAAGAUCGGAGAGAACAUCACUGGAGGUGUCGACAAGGCUGCUGGUGCCGUUCAACCAUCCGACUCUAAAUCCACCACCCAAGAAGUCUCUGACAAGACCCGCUCUGGUGCCGACGAUGCCCAAAGCGAAGGAAAGGGUAUUCUUGGUUCCGUCUCAGACACCGCCGGCAAUGCUGCAAACACUGUUUCUGACACCCUCUCCAACACUGCCUCCUCCCUCACUGGCAACAAAUAAAUUCGUCUCUUUCGAAUAAUUUACACUGGUGCGAAUACAGGAAGGACGAUGAAUGAAUCGAUGCAUUGAUAUUUCUUUUAGCGUUGGGAUUGAACGGGCUUUACUUUUGCUUGCUACACAUGAUAGCUUGCUUUUAUGAAUGUAUGAUAUCCGGAAGGAAGGAAUGGAUGGAUGACUGGUAAUAGUCUUUAGGGUUGGUGAAUUCGAAUACCUUCCCA
This is a messenger RNA of Botrytis cinerea B05.10, 926 nucleotides long. RefSeq lists its product as hypothetical. The transcript is spliced from 3 exons. The record is from RefSeq and is a predicted model, not a curated record. Bases 394 to 708 code for a protein of 104 amino acids. Lineage: Eukaryota; Fungi; Ascomycota; Leotiomycetes; Helotiales; Sclerotiniaceae.